Protopolystoma xenopodis is the source of this 240-nucleotide messenger RNA. Lineage: Eukaryota; Metazoa; Platyhelminthes; Monogenea; Polystomatidea; Polystomatidae. The record is from the annotation of a GenBank genome assembly.
AUGUGGAUAUCACUUCUCUCGGGGUGCCAAGAAGAAGGGGGUGAUAUUGAUCAGAGUUUUCUCUCGACAUGGACCGAACCCGCCACCUCCCGACGCUACUUAGGCCCUCCCAAGGCUCGAAUCUUUGCCCCGACACUGCUAUCAACUCUAGACAUGUUUUAUGCCCCUUUUGAGAGGAAUGUGCCGCCUAUGCUGACUGAUCUAAUUCGUAUAGAGGUGGAUGCGGCUGAAUGUUCUGGC